AUGGCACCAAAAGGAAAGAAGGGCAAGAAAGGCGGCGACGACUGGGACGAAGAUCUCGGUGAGGUCGCGGACCCAAUAGUGCAGGCCGAGCAGGAGGCCAAGGCUGAAGAUGCAGCGGAUGACGAAGAGGGAGGCGGUGGAGCCGGAGGACUCAUGGCCGCGCUGAAGAAGAACAAGGAAAAGCGCAAGAAGAAGGGCAAGGCCAUCGAGAACGACUUUGUCGAGGGCGAAGACCCAACUGCGGACGCCGCCGAGGAUGGCGGCCCUACUGCUCUGGAUCUGGCUGCGAAAGCACCGGAGGAGGCUUCCAUCGAGGACGAGUUUGACCUUCCCGGAAAGGGCAAGAAGGGCAAAGGCGCUAAGCCGCAGGGCAAGAAGGCUCCCGGGCCGGCUGAGGACGAUGAGGACGACAAUGAUGGCGGUGGUGUGAAGACGAAGGCUCAAAAGGAAAAGGACAAGAAAGAGCGUGAGAAGCAGCGCAAGAAGGAGCAGGCUGCAGCGAAGAAGAAGACCGCACCAGCAGCACAGCAGAAGAAGGAGGAGGUCGUUGUCGACGAGCCUGCCGCUCCGGUCGCCGCACCUGAGCCCGCCGGGGGCAAGAAGCCGAAGAAACUUACCGGUGCUCUCGCAGCUUUGCAGAAGCAGCAAGAGGAGUUGCGCCGUAGGCAGGAGGAAGAGCAAAGAGAGCGUGAGGAGGCCGCCAGAAAGGAGGAGGAAGAGAGGCAAAAGGAUGAGGAGGAAGAAAAGCGCGCUGCGGAGGCCAGAGCUGCGAAGAAGGCGAAAGAGAAGGCCAAGGUCGAGCAAAUGAAGCGUGAAGGCACAUACAAGACCGAGAAGCAGCGCAAGGAUGAAGCUAUGCAAAAGCUGCGCUUGCAGCAAAUGUUGGAGUCUGGUGCCAAGGUGGCGGGUAUUGAGGGUGAGGUCGAGGCAAAGAAGCCCGCCAUCAAGGAGCUCCGCAAGAAAAACCCGCGCAAGGAGGCUGAGGAGCGGAAGGCUCAGCAGGCGCGUGAGGAGGAAGAGGCCAGACAGAAGAUGGAGGAGCUGAAACUCAAGGAGGAAGAUGAGAGAAAGGCAGCAAAGGCCGCCGAGAAAGCAAAGAAGGAGGCCGAGAAGCAGGCUGCCAAGGACGCCGAAGACGAAUUGGACGAUUGGGAGGCUAUGGCCGAGAAGGAAGAGGACCAGGGACCCAAGGAUGCCUGGGAUGCGGAGUCUGGAGACGAGGAAGACUCUGCGAAGGCGGAGGUCAACCAGUCCAAGGCAAAAUCGGAGCAGAACGGAAAGGCGGACGAGGACUCGGAAGAGGAUUCAGACGACGAUUCGGACUCAGGCUCGGACUCCGACUCUUCCGAGGAGGCCAUGACAGUCGCACAACGGCAAGCAGCACAACGGAAACAGCAAGCUGCGGAUAGGAGAAAGGCGGAACACGAAGCUGCGAAAGCCGCUGCAUCCAAGGACAACCUUCGAUCACCGAUUUGCUGUAUUCUUGGUCACGUCGAUACCGGAAAGACCAAGCUACUCGACAAGAUUCGCCAGACCAAUGUUCAAGAGGGCGAAGCUGGUGGUAUUACACAGCAAAUCGGUGCCACAUACUUCCCAGUCGAGGCACUGCAGAAGAAGACUGCUGUGGUCAACCAAGAUGGCGCAUUCGAGUUCAAGAUUCCUGGUCUUCUCGUCAUUGACACACCUGGUCACGAGUCUUUCUCCAACCUCAGGUCUCGCGGAAGUGGUCUUUGUAACAUCGCUAUCCUCGUGGUCGACAUUAUGCACGGGCUCGAGCCUCAAACACUGGAAUCGAUGAAACUGCUUCGCGACCGCAAGACCCCUUUCAUUGUCGCUCUGAACAAGAUCGAUCGUCUCUACGGCUGGAAGAUGAUUGCCAACAACGGAUUCCGUGAUUCGCUAUCGCUGCAGAAGAAGAGUGUCCAGGAUGAGUUCAGAGACCGCCUUGAGAAAACGAAGCUCGCGUUCGCUGAGCAUGGAUUCAACUCUGAGCUCUUCUACGAGAACAAGUCCAUGGCCAAGUUUGUCUCGCUGUGUCCUACCUCGGCUCACACCGGUGAAGGUAUUCCAGACAUGCUGAAGCUUCUCACGACCCUGACCCAAGAGCGCAUGUCGGGUCAGCUCAUGUACCUGUCCGAAGUGGAGUGUACUGUCUUGGAAGUCAAGGUCAUCGAAGGUCUGGGUACAACCAUUGAUGUUGUGCUCUCCAACGGUGUCCUCAACGAAGGCGAUCGCAUCGUGCUAUGCGGUACGGAAGGAGCCAUCACAACAGACAUCCGAGCACUUCUCACACCAGCCGAGAUGAAGGAACUUCGUGUGAAGUCGCAGUAUGUGCACAACAAGUCUGUCAAGGCUGCGUUGGGUGUCAAGAUUGCUGCCAACGGUCUCGACAAUGCCAUUGCCGGUUCGCGACUCUUGGUCGUCAAGGAUAAGGAUGAUGAGGAUGAGAUUGAGGAGCUCGAAGAGGAUGUCAUGGGUGACCUGGAGAACCUCAUGAGCCGAAUCGCCAAGUCCGGCCGUGGUGUCACCGUUCAAGCCUCUACUUUGGGUUCCCUUGAGGCUCUUCUCGAGUUCUUGAAGGUUUCCAAAAUCCCCGUCGCAAACAUCUCUAUCGGACCUGUGCACAAGCGUGAUGUCAUUACAGCAUCGACGAUGUUGGAGAAGGCAAAGGAAUACGCCGUAAUGCUCUGCUUCGAUGUCAAGGUCGACAAGGAAGCUAUUGAGUUGGCCGAACAAAUGGGCGUGAAGAUCUUUACCGCUGAAAUCAUCUACCACCUGUUCGAUGACUUCACCAGGCACAUGGCUGCUUUGGCCGCACAAAAGAAGGAGGAGAGCAAAAUGCUUGCUGUCUUCCCCUGUGUGCUCCGACCAGUGGCCGUCUUCAACAAGAAGGACCCAAUCGUCGUUGGUGUGGAUGUCAUCGAAGGCAACCUUCGCAUCAACACGCCCAUCGCUGCUGUCAAGCAAAACUCCGUCACCGGUCUCAAAGAAAUCUUCACCCUCGGCAGAGUCACAUCCAUCGAACGAGAUCACAAGCAGCUACAAAUUUGCAAAAAGGGUGCGCCCAGCGUGGCCAUCAAGAUUGAAGGCUCAAACCAGCCAACCUACGGCCGCCAGAUCGAGGAGAAAGACACGCUUUACUCGCACAUCUCACGCAAGAGUAUUGAUACUCUGAAGGAGUUCUACCGCGAUGAGGUUGAGAAGGACGAGUGGACUCUGAUUGCCAAACAUCUCAAGGGCCUGUUCGACAUCAAUUAGAGGAAGAUCGUGGGCUUGUGU
This is a messenger RNA of Zymoseptoria tritici IPO323, 3279 nucleotides long. RefSeq lists its product as uncharacterized. Gene Ontology annotation, molecular function: GTPase activity; translation initiation factor activity; GTP binding. The transcript has a single exon. The coding region runs from base 1 to 3258 and encodes 1085 amino acids. The record is from RefSeq and is a predicted model, not a curated record. Lineage: Eukaryota; Fungi; Ascomycota; Dothideomycetes; Mycosphaerellales; Mycosphaerellaceae.